This is a messenger RNA of Pyrus x bretschneideri (Chinese white pear), 1325 nucleotides long. RefSeq lists its product as uncharacterized. Bases 373 to 1140 code for a protein of 255 amino acids. The transcript is spliced from 2 exons. Lineage: Eukaryota; Viridiplantae; Streptophyta; Magnoliopsida; Rosales; Rosaceae. The record is from RefSeq and is a predicted model, not a curated record.
GGAUGGAAGGGGAUAAGAAUAGAAGGGUAGAGAAUCCUCCUCCAAAUUUAUAUUGGUUGAAAUGUUAGUGAAACAAGAAAAAAGAAAGAGAGAGCCCUCAUACUGUCAGAAUUAAGUAUCCUAAAACGUAGAUUGGUCAUGUGGUCUCAAUUAAUUAGUCCUAAAUAAUAAUAAACAAAUCCAAGUUGCUCUUGCAGGCAACCCAAAUUGAAGUCAAAGCUCCCUUCAGCAAAUUAAUCCAUGGAAAUUAUGAUCUCCUCCUUCCUACCAUAAUUGGGAAAUAUAUAAUAAAAAUCCAUUCAUAAAUUAAUUAGAAUCCACCGAAUCCCCCAUUUCCUGGAUCAGAAGUUAGCAAACCAACAAAGCAAAAUUAUGAGUUUUGAAAAGGAGGACCUUGAUCUGGUUUUGGUCCCAAGUGGAUUGCUCAUCAUGUUUGUCUAUCACAUCAUCCUUCUCUACAGAUAUAUCCAUCUCCCUCAUACCACAGUUCUUGGCUUUGAAAACAAUGACAAAAGAGCUUGGGCUGAAAGAAUCAUGCAGGUUGAUAAAAGAGACGUAGGCACAGCCCUAAGUGUGAUUUCAUCUAACACAUCAGCAGCAACUUUUCUGUGUUCCAUCUCCUUAACUCUCAGCUCCCUCAUUGGAGCUUGGAUCGGAAGUAAUUCUAGUCAGACAGUCUUCCAGAGUGAAUUAAUUUAUGGAAGCACCGACCCAUCAAUCCUCACAAUGAAAUACAUAAGCCUCUUAACUUGUUUCCUUCUAGCCUUCGCAUGCUUUGUUCAAUCAGCAAGGCACUUUGUCCAUGCAAACUAUCUGAUCAGCAUGCCGGACAGUAACAUUCCGGCGUCGUACGUGCAGAUGGCGGUCAUAAGGGGAGGUGAUUUCUGGUCACUUGGGCUUAGAGCACUCUAUUUUGCUCUAACUCUUUUGCUAUGGUUUUUCGGUCCGAUUCCAAUGUUUAUUUCCUCCAUGGUUUUGGUCAUAGUCCUCCAUUACCUUGACACAAACACCAGGCCACUGCACCAGCACCAGCUUCCUGGAAAGGAGAUCGUCAAACGCGUCGGCGAAAGGAUCUCAGAGGUGGCUGUGACCAUUCAGCGUCAUACAGAAAGGGUUGAAACUACUAGAAGUACUGCCUAAUAUUGUAUUUGUUAAAAGAAUCAAUUUUUUGUAUGUAAAUGGCAAUCGUAUAUGCGUGUUUGUUUGGAGUUGUUGGGUAGUAGGUUUUCUUGGCUAGUUGUGCCAUUGGAAAUGUAUGAGUAUAAAUAUAUUGCCACGGAAGAUCAAAUUGUAAUUUGAUUAAUCAAAUCAAUGUAUUAUGAACA